AUGGUUUCUUCUGUCCAUUCCAUAGUAAUAGCUUUACACAGCCAGGAGCUUUUGGCCAAAUCGACAGCGACGCUGACAGAGGUCUACCAGCUGGUGCCCGAGGUGUCUUUGGGCAGAGUGAGUGCGCAGCAAGCCGACGAAGCUAUCGAGCGAUUGCACAAUGUGUUCGGUCAAUUACUCGAAAGAUGCGAUAAUGUCAGCUGGAUGGAACGGCAAGCAGCGGAAGUGCUUGACGCCAAUCAGCUUCAUAUCUGGCGAAAGCACUUAGAUAUCGUCCUGUGGACUCGAGCAUGGUCCGCAUUGCGCGCACAACAGCGCAAAACGAAGUCCUCCAACGCAGAAAGCAAACAGUUGUCGGAAGCAGAAGCAGAGAGCAUCGUGCCCGCUGCGGCGCCCUUGGGCAACGCUUUCAUGUGUAUGUUCCAAGAGGAACUGCGAGCGGAACCAGACAAGAAGGCCAUCACAGAGGCCGAACAGCGUAUCAGCCAAGCAGUGCAGGCCCUGCUCGAACAAAGCUUCUCGUGGGACCAUAUUUUCGAGAUACCAGACUUGCUGAAUUUUCCAGCGACGGCCGCAGAAAGAUUCUUGGAGCUCAUGCAGGCGCUCCAGUUAUCCCGCGAACCAGCGGCGAGCGAAGCCAGCAAUGAUCAAGUGGAUUAUUUGGCGAGGGCGGCUCCGUACGACCCGCUCAGCGAGGGUGUGAUCGCAUCGGAAGACGAAAUUGCUAACCGCGGACACGCAGGAGUGCCGCUGCUCCCAGAAGGGGCUCCACAACCUGUGCCUCCGGAUGGUCUCUGCCUCAGCUACGCCUGCGUGGGCGCCCAGAACCCGAGGUAUCUAGCAAAAAUGCGCCGAGAUCGAAGCGGAUUUGUUGUGGACGAAAGAGAAGCCUCAAGAUUUCGCACGGCUGCCUUGAACUUUCGCGCGGCAGUGGCCGUGCGAGCUCGCAGAGCAGCCAGAGCAGACAUUGCAACAGCAUUGCAGAGUGGCGACUGGCCGAGCGAGGCGGCGCUGCACUUUUUUGCGGAGGAGUUGGGGGGGAGUCUGAUGGUGACCUCUUUGUUUUCCGAGGAGAAGAUGUUAUUCGGGCAGGGUCCUAUUACAGUUCACGUACUACACGGAGUGACGGAGCCGGAUGCAGAUGGACAUUCCUCCGGUCACUUCGAACUGUUGCAGUCAUGGUUGCCUGCCGAUGAAAAGCCGAGCGGCUCCAGAACAAAGAAGAAAAGAUCUUCGUCACUCCGAGAACAUGAGGAGUCCGAGAGCAGUAAGCCGGAGAAGAAGAAGCCGAAGCCAGGAAAGCACAAAGCUGGCUCUGCGGCGAAUGUCAGCGGCGUGCGCAAAGCAAGGGACUUCGACCCGGAGGAGCCAGGGGAGGCGGUUGUAUUCAAUCCAGACGAAAUUCGAGAAGAUUCGCAUGCAAAGGAGCAGCACCAGAGCACAGCGGCGUUAGUUUCGAGAGCGUCUGGGAACGCGACGCCGACCCGCACAACAGCAGAUGUGGGUUGUGGCGACAUGAGCAAAGUCAAAAGGAUCUCGAAAGCGAAGGUUGCAGAGGCCAUGUCCCAGGACCCUCUGACAUCUCAGCCUCCACUCCUCGACAGCAGCUCGGAAGCAGAGUCGGCUGAAGUUUCCAGGUUUUAUUCGCAGCUUCUGGACGAAGGAAGUCAAGAAGAGCACGCAGAACCAUUGCAGAGGCAUGGUGGCAGGACUACGAGGAGCAGCGGCGGGCCAAGAGACAGCGCAGUGAGAGCAACAUUGGACGGACGAAAAGCCGAAGCACGGUGA
Molecule: messenger RNA, 1788 nt
Organism: Symbiodinium sp. CCMP2592
Lineage: Eukaryota; Dinophyceae; Suessiales; Symbiodiniaceae
Source: the annotation of a GenBank genome assembly